AUGGGUGGCUUUGUGCUUGAUGCCCCAGACUAUCCACGCUUUCCCAUCAACGCCCACCAGGUUCACUACCUUGUAAAAAAUGGCUUCCUCGACUUCCCCACGAUAAAACGCGAAACCCUCCAGGACAAGAACAAAGCAGACGCUUUCGUACGUAUCCUUACAUCCGUUCAGAUCUUCUGGUAUGCACUUCAAUGCAUCGGUCGUGCUGUUCAGCACUUGGCUGUCUCGAUGCUCGAGCUUGAUGUCGUAGCCAUCGUGCUGUGUACUUUUCCGACAUUCUACUUCUGGUUCCAUAAGCCCCUCGACGUUGACACGACGGAGACAUUACACCUCGUAGGAUCACUCCGACUAGGUGAUGUACUGGCUUUAGCAGGGGAUGCAGCCAAACAACCCUUCAAAUCCACACCACUCGACUUUAUCAACUCGCCACCGGAUCGUUUCCAGAUUCUCGAUCCUAUCAUGUGGUGCUUCGAGCACUUGAUUCCACUAUCCAACGCCGUUGGAACGUGA
Alternaria arbusti is the source of this 510-nucleotide messenger RNA. RefSeq lists its product as uncharacterized. The coding region runs from base 1 to 510 and encodes 169 amino acids. The record is from RefSeq and is a predicted model, not a curated record. NCBI's taxonomy places the organism in Eukaryota, Fungi, Ascomycota, Dothideomycetes, Pleosporales, Pleosporaceae. The transcript is spliced from 2 exons.